UUCUCCAGUAUUUUUUCCUUGCCUUCAAUUCUGGGAGGAUAUCUUCACUCUGCCACCAAAAAAUAUUCAUUCCGCAAACGUCUAGUAGCCGUUCACACAAAUCCAGCUUGGGCCUGUCGACGGUAGUGAUUUGCCACUCGAGUCCGACCUCAGCUUGAUAAUCGCUCGUCACUUGUCGCCUGAAGGACAUACAUCGUACAUCAUACACGUUCAAACAGUCAACGCAUAAUUGAUUGUCAACUUCCUUCAACCUAGAAUACGUUGACAUUACUGAAAUCAUAUAAAAAGAAGACAAUUCCGUCACUUGCAGUACAGAAGGAAGUUUCACCCUCACCAAUUAACACUACAAAGGGCUACAGGCGCUACAAAAAAGCUCGCACGAGCUCCAACAGUUCCGGGGAAAAGUAUAUCCAGUAUCUAAUUGCCCAUCAUGCCAGCUGCGGCUCCUAUUAUUCUAGGUACGAUCGCCGUCAUCGGUACGGGGUACAUGUUCAAAAAAUUUGUGUACGAUCCCCAUUUGGCACCGUACAUCGAGUCAGCAUGGGAAACAUCGCGAUCUAGAGCUGAGGCUGUUGCGGACAGGGUUGGCGUGCCUUCUGUGCAUUAUUUUCAUCGUCAUCCUCGGGGACACCGGUAUGAAAGGGUUGAAGAUGAAGAAGAAGAUGAAGAGGUGGAUGGAAAAGCGAUAGCCAUGCCUGUGAUCGGUACUUCCACUGCCAUCUUAAGCCCAGGAGGUGAGCGGAGGGGUGAAGGAAAGAGUUUAAGGAGGAGAGGGAGUAAAAGAGCUGGGAGUGAGGAGUUUGAGUCGGAAUUCAAGCCAGCAAACCCACUUUUUGAACUGCCGCCAUCAUCUUCAUCGUCUCCCUCCCCUAACAUGAUCGGAAAACCUUUCAAAACAUUCAAAGCACCAACACCUGUUACUAGUGCUGUGGGUACUUCCGCUGCUAAAGGGUGGCAGACGCCAGAAUAUACCGUCACUCGCCCCGAUUCUGCUCAAGAUGCGGAAGUUCGAUCAGUCAUCUUCAACGUACCCAGUACAUUCACCCCACCUUCUCGAUCUGCUCCUCCUUCAUGGUCAAAUACCCAUAUACCUGUCCGCCUGUCCUCACCAAUUUCAGCUGUAGGUGUAAGUUCACCCAAUGAAGAGGGGGAUAUCUUUACUUCUCCUUCUCCCUUUUCUCCUGUGACUGGCUCCGGCUUGGCACUCGCACCGAGUACUACGUUUUCUUUCUUAUCCCUUAGUCAACAAAGUUCGCCGACGUAUAUCCCUCAAGCGCUCAACGAGCUCACCUUUGACAGGCAUGAUCGGAUGGGCGAGGGAGCGGCCGCUGGGUCCGUUGAUUCUCCUAGGAUGAACCGGGAAGGAGGAGGGGCGCGAGAAGAUGAUGUGGUUUCUCUAGCAGAGACGAGUACGACUGGGUUCGAAGAUGCUGAAGCGUAUUCUCCCACUCCGCUCAGUCGGACUCUCUCCGGCUCUAGCGGUUCACCCAGAUCCCAAGCUGGAAACCUUUGCAACAUGUCUAACAAUGCUGGAGGUGACGCUUUCAUUGAUACUUUGGGUUUGACUUAUGUCAUGCCACCUCCGCCUUCUCACGCUCAUGCUAGCGGACUUUCUUCUUACCCUCACCCGCAGAGAAGGGGUCCGAUGAGUGUAGUGAGCAUCAGUGAAAGUGAAGCGGAUGAGGGGAGGACGGAUAGUGAAUGGGAAGCCGUUGGGAGUGAAUAUGGACGAUAGAAAUCUUUUCUAGGGUCUUGAACACUCGCAUUUCUGUAGCAUAUCACCUUUUUUGACUGUUUCUGUAGAUUGGUGUUGUCUGUUGUUCUUAUAUCUACUUUUGGCUUGUGGUGAUGUACGUGAAGAUGCCUAUGACCAUGCAUAUCUUCUC
Messenger RNA from Cryptococcus deneoformans JEC21, 1886 nucleotides. RefSeq lists its product as hypothetical. The record is from RefSeq and is a predicted model, not a curated record. Bases 431 to 1735 code for a protein of 434 amino acids. The transcript is spliced from 2 exons. NCBI's taxonomy places the organism in Eukaryota, Fungi, Basidiomycota, Tremellomycetes, Tremellales, Cryptococcaceae.